Corythoichthys intestinalis (scribbled pipefish) is the source of this 4184-nucleotide messenger RNA. RefSeq lists its product as uncharacterized. NCBI's taxonomy places the organism in Eukaryota, Metazoa, Chordata, Actinopteri, Syngnathiformes, Syngnathidae. Gene Ontology annotation, cellular component: cytosol; nucleus. Gene Ontology annotation, biological process: positive regulation of cell population proliferation; regulation of transcription by RNA polymerase II; negative regulation of apoptotic process. The record is from RefSeq and is a predicted model, not a curated record. The transcript is spliced from 3 exons. Bases 688 to 3006 code for a protein of 772 amino acids.
CCCUCUGAACCUGACAGCCCGUUAGCUUAGCUACCGCUGCUCACCGGCGAUGAGACAGCAAACAAGGACUCGAUAGGGCAUACGGAGUUGGACAUAAACCCUCCUUUUGGCACGAACAAUACAGAGGUCUGACUGAAACCAUAUUUAAUUUCUCGCUGGAGGAGUGUAAAUAUUUGUCAAGUUUGUUUCGAGGGAGGUAGAAGAGGACGUCGGCGGGGAAUGGACUCAGCGACCGAUUUCAUGCGACAUUAGGUUGGACAGCUCGGAAGCUUCGUUGACCACCUGACUUUAGUCAAACUAUUUACGGCUAAAUCUUUGCGCUUGCUUUUGGCUCAACCAUUUGGGAUGUGAGAAAUUUGCAAUCAGGUACAAUAACACCGGAAGGAAUAAAGCUAAUCGUUUCUGCUACCCUACCAGAGCUUUAGGCUAAACAUUGGAUCGCAGAAUUUCGAAAUUAAUCAGAGCUGUUUUGUGGUUCUGUCGUUUGUUACUUUGAUUAUUUGAUGUGAUAGCUUCUAAAGUAGCACAUCCUAACUAUUGGAAUAAGUCAUUUUACUUUUAUCGAUGGGGCUUGAGCGUCGCGAACCAACUAGCAUUGGUAGCUGUGCGUUAGCCAGCAGCCAGAAUUAAAAGCCCACCGGCCGACUGCGAAAACCCCCCAUAAGUUGAUUCUUCCUGGAGGCAGGGAUGCACCACCAGGACUUUUGCGGAGACCCACCCGGUAGUGGCAGCAGGAAAACGGUGUUUCAUUACCGCAGGGGCAGUGGUGGAGGGCCACCUGCUUCUUCCACUGCCUCUGGAGUGACAGGGUUUGAAGACAAUCCUUCCCCAGCUGGAGCCUCUUCUCCGGGACCCCACCAACAGCCCGCAUCCCAAAUGACUGGCGCUCAGGUGAAGAAGAAGAGUGGCUUUCAGAUAACAAGUGUCACCUCGGCUCAGAUCAACGUAAGUGGAAGUAACAGUUUGGCUGAUGACACGGAGAGCUAUGACGACUUGGAUGAGUCGCACACCGAGGACCUCUCUUCCUCUGAUAUGCUGGACGCUUCGGUCUCUCGAGCUACUGAUGUAGGAGUGCCGGAGAGAAGUUCAUCGGACGAGACAUUAAACAGUCUCCAUGGAGUUGACACGCCUGGCCUUGUGUCGCCCAAUGAGCCCCCAUACCCACAUUCCAGCCAGGGAACCCAGAAGCAUAGCGCAAUGGUAAAUGGGACAGUACACCCUCAUUAUUAUCCGCAGCAGCACAGUCUGCCGCAACAGCAUCAUUCUGAUAAUUUGGGAGCAGGUGAAUCAUCUUUGCCAUGCCCUCCUAAUGCCCCAACGGCCAGCUCCAGCCAGCAGCUUUCCAAAACAGGUGUGAAUCAGUCCCAGAGGCCACCGGUGUUGGAUAGCACCCAACCAGUUGGGGGGACAACACAACCGUCAGCCCCUAUUGUUGGUAGGACGGCUGGUGACGCACAUCUACAGGGCAGUGGGAAUUUUCAGAAUGUCUCUUCUGUCACUCCAGCAAACCCCUCUGGGCAGCAAGGUUUUGACAACACUAGCGUGAGUGUAUCUGCAGCUACGACUGCUGUAGGAACUGGCCAGUCAGCCACUGCCCCUGCCACUCAAACGCAGACGACUACAAGCUCCCGUUUCCGAGUGGUAAAAUUGGACACAAACUCUGAGCCAUUUCGCAAAGGAAGGUGGACGUGUACGGAAUUUUAUGAGAAGGAGAUUUCACCUGCACCUCCGGUUCCAGAGGCACCUAAAACUGCCGAGUCUUCCACAGAGACUGAGCCUAACAACGCUGGAGUAAGUCCAAUUCUUCCAGCUGUCCAGCCACCUCACACCUUGCAGCCAUAUCAGCUGCCGAGCCAAGAGUACGCUAGCCCUCAUGCGAUGCAGAGCCCCCCACAAGCUCUGGGCCAAACCAGCCCCCUUGUCUAUGUGUCACCGCAGGAAGUCGUUGGCACUGCGAAUAAUAAGAUGCUAGGGGCUCCUGGUAGUCUCCCAACAACUGCAUCACAAAUUGGUACAAGCCAGCCUGCCUCCCUCAUACCCCAGCAGUUACCCUACACCGUGGACCAGCAGCAAGCUCAAGCACCAGGAGGUUAUGGAGCACCUCAGCUAAGUGGUCUGCAACCAGACUUUAUCCAACCCACUGCUCCGUUUCAAACCCAGGUCCAGCCUCCACUGGCGCACGUGAGUGCAUCCGUAUCGCCUGGGUCAGCGGUCACAGCAAAGCCACUUGGCAGCCUGGCUCAGCCGUCACUCCACCAAGGUCAUGUGGCUCCAUCUGCUAUAGAAACCUCUGCCACGGUCCAACAGCCAUCACAUCCCCUACAAAUAGCCUCCACUGCUUCUGCACCACCAGCGCAGGGGGCUGCCUACAUGCCUUUGACUGCACUUCAAGCUGACUUACAGCCCCUUCUCAGCCCGGGCACAGCUCUCUACCCAUCCCCUGUAGCAGGAGGGGUUUCAUUGAAAGCAUCCCAACUGGAAGAUGCACAGAAACUUCUGUUUCAACACCAAGGCCUCCUAGGACUGCCUAGGCUGGGCGCUGCUGCCGGUGGAGUGAUGUCUGCAGAUGCUGGCAUCACAGCCAGAAGCCUGGCCCACAUGGGAAUGUCAGUGGAGGCCAGUGCCCUUGUCGCCGCUGCUGCUGGUUUGAGGACUCAACAUGUUGAAGGAGAGGAUGACAGCUCUUCAGGUGCAAGUGUCGUGGCCAUUGACAACAAGAUUGAGCAGGCGAUGGAUCUGGUGAAAAGUCACCUGAUGUACGCCGUGCGCGAGGAGGUGGAGGUGCUGAAGGAGCAAAUCAAGGAGCUGAUGGAGCGCAACAACCAACUGGAGCAGGAGAACAACCUGCUCAAGACCCUGGCCAGCCCCGAGCAGAUGGCUCAGUUCCAGGCCCAGGUCCAGACUGGCGGCUCCCCCACCGGCGCCGCCCUACAGCCUCAGGUCCCAGGUUCUGGCGGAACCGCGCAAGCCCUCCCCUCUGCGCAGAAUUCAGGUCCGUCCGUGUGAAGAGAAAGGAGCCAUACUGUGAGCCACCCCGACUAUGCCACCUUCUUGAGGACCCUCCUGCAAGUUUUUGUUGCACAUUUAAUUUAUUUUGCCUCGUCUCGCAACUUUUACCUGCUCGGACAAUCACUGUUGUCACGGUGACUGGAGGAACGCACCAAGCGGAUGUGAACUGAAGCCCGUAGUCAGUCUUUGGCGUCAAAUCCCUCCUUGUCAAAGCUGUGGAACAUGUGCCAAUGUCGACCACCCCCGCCCUCCGCCUCAACCCAACACACAUUCCAUUUUUUCCUCCACAUGCACAUGUCGCUGCUAACAAAUGAACUUUAAUGGAGGACUUGUGCCCCACCCUCUCCUCCCUAUCUGGAACGGGAAGUAGUAAUUUCCAGUUCUGACGCUCUGGGUUGAGAGUGCUUCAAAGUGAAAUGAUGAACUGCAUCAAGCGUGUUAGUGGCGUCUCACUUCUCCCACGUCACGUUGCCGUCCCCACACUCGCCCAUUGGAAGAGGAGUUCAUUAUUUAUGCAGGGAUUCAAUGUUAUUUCUACAGGGUUAACUGGGGAAGUGUUAGGAUGUAUUUCCUAUGUUUGCUCUCAUGGAUGAAAAUUAAUGUUCCAGUGAUGUGUAAGAGAAAUACAAGAAAUAGGAUACGACUGUUUUUAGGUUUGUACAAAAGAAAACAUUUCCAAUUCUGCAAAGUGCCUGGUUUUCAACCAUAGAUACAUAUAUAAUUUCUUUUCAGUUAUUUUAUUCCUGUAAAUAUAUUUGUAUAUAAAUAUAUAUCUAUCUAUGGUUUGCCAGGCUGCGAAGUUCCUUUGAUGUCAGCACUCAGGACGAGAACAGAUGAGGAUCAUUUACAUCCACGCUGAACACUUUUUCUCAUGCGGUGACUUUAGCGUCACCGUUCACGCAAAACGUGUGUUCGGACGUGUCGUCGAUCGCGUUUUUUGGGUUGACAUGAACAAUGUUUUACUUUUUAUUUUCUUUUUAAGUAUUUUUGUGCAACCAGGCGUCUGUGUUGCUGUCACAACACUCAGAGGGGACACACACACACUUGGCAAAUGGAGCCUCGCAGAACGUACGUCAAUGUUUAGUGCAUGUUCCUCAGCCCAUCACAAAUGUGACGUUACAAUUUGCACUAGACAGUUGCACCUCAAAUAAAAGUGAAAACAAAGAAAAAUUGAA